Xenia sp. Carnegie-2017 is the source of this 1497-nucleotide messenger RNA. RefSeq names its product cytochrome P450 1A2-like. NCBI's taxonomy places the organism in Eukaryota, Metazoa, Cnidaria, Anthozoa, Malacalcyonacea, Xeniidae. The coding region runs from base 280 to 1002 and encodes 240 amino acids. Gene Ontology annotation, molecular function: iron ion binding; heme binding; monooxygenase activity. The transcript has a single exon. The record is from RefSeq and is a predicted model, not a curated record.
UAAAUAACGACAUACUUGGAAAGAAGAUUAAUGCCACCUGGACCGUUUCCAUUGCCAGUUAUUGGUAAUAUGUUACAACUGGAUAUUAAGUCUGGAAAACCAUUUCAUAAACUUUCUAAGACGUACGGUGACAUAAUGACAUUACAAAUACACACAAAGUAUAUACUUGUGAACACUGCAUCACUUGCCAGAAAGGCAAAGUUUGAGUAUAAUAACGAUGUUGUAAGCAGAGAACAAGACAUGACUUUAUGUAAAUAACAAGGACCAAAUGAUGUUGUGAUGGCGGAAUAUGGAACAGCAUUCGUGUUCAGAAAAAGAGUAUUCAAAUCAGCAAUGCACGGGUUUGGAGCAGGAAUCAAGGCAGCACAAGAACGAGGACUUCAUGCAGUAGCAUGUACUUUGGAGCAAAUAAAAACAUUGAAAGAUCAACCAUUCUGUCCCCAAGAAAUUCAUGCUCUGGGGAGAGACAAAUUACCGAGAAUGGACGACGCCGACAACAUGCCUUAUCUUCAAGCUACCAUUUGUGAAGUGAUAUGCAAGACCUCUCCAGUGCCCAGACCAGAUACGGUGACAAUAAACGAUGUAGCACUUGCAGGAUAUCACUUUCCAAAAGGAAGUACGAUUAUAGCUAAUAACGCAGAAAUUCACAAAGAUGAGCGAGAAUGGCUGGAACCACAUCAAUUCAGGCCAGAGCGUUUCUUAGACGAAGAUGGGAAGUUUGUUGGAUGGAGAAAGUAUCCAGCAUUUAUGCCGUUUGGUUUAUGUCGAAGAGAAUGCGCUGGAAUAUCGUUUGCAAAGAUCAUGUUAUUUACGUUUGCUGCAGCAUUAUUGCAACAGCUCAAAUUUGAGCUUCCUGAAGGAGUGGAAAGACUUGCAGAAGAUGGACCACAUUUGGGAAUUGUAAAUGGUCGAGAGAACUUCUGUUAUCACAAGGAAAAGGUUAUAAGCUAUUAUUAUAGCUUAUUUGAGCUAUUUCUCAAAUGUUAUACAACAAUCGUAUAAUUUCCACGGACGGAUUUCAGGGGGUUGCAGGGGGUGCUAUACUCUCAAAACAUCAGAUUUCAUCCGGCUAAAUAAAUUGUUCACGUCUCUCUAAGAAACACUUUGACGCCUUCUAUUUUCAACAACAUAAACAGUAGUUCAUUUUAACUGAGUUUCUCUAGGCAAUAUUUCAACUUUGUACACUACUUUUGGUGUCCAUACUUCCAGAUUGCCACUAAAAUCUAGAUCCUAACUUUAUCUUGCAUCAAUUUUUUACCAGCUCACCCUUCUAAGAUUAUUAGCAUCACCCCUGUAAAGAUAUGAAAAUCCGUCCAUGAUAAUUUUAUAUAUAAUUUGCAGAAUAAUUGUCAUAUUGAACAUACAUGUAAGACAAGGACGUUUAUAUGUGCACGACGACUGAUUUUGUAUCAUAAUAUUGUAAUAAUAGUUAUUAUUUUACAGAAGAGCGUGCAAGGACUCUGUUGAAUAGAAAGAAAUUAAAAGAAAUGAUUUGUA